Plasmodium malariae is the source of this 771-nucleotide messenger RNA. Its product is annotated as proteasome subunit alpha type-5, putative. The transcript is spliced from 3 exons. Gene Ontology annotation, biological process: proteasome-mediated ubiquitin-dependent protein catabolic process. NCBI's taxonomy places the organism in Eukaryota, Apicomplexa, Aconoidasida, Haemosporida, Plasmodiidae. The record is from RefSeq and is a predicted model, not a curated record. Gene Ontology annotation, cellular component: proteasome core complex, alpha-subunit complex; proteasome core complex; nucleus. The coding region runs from base 1 to 771 and encodes 256 amino acids.
AUGUUUUCAACAAGGAGUGAGUAUGACAGAGGAGUAAACACCUUUUCGCCAGAGGGCAGGCUUUUUCAAGUGGAGUAUGCAUUAGGAGCUAUAAAGUUGGGAAGCACAGCAGUAGGCAUAUGCGUAAAUGAUGGUGUAAUUUUAGCAUCUGAAAGAAGAAUUUCUUCAGCAUUAAUUGAAAAAGAUUCAGUAGAGAAACUGUUAGCUAUAGAUGAUCAUAUAGGAUGCGCCAUGAGUGGGUUAAUGGCAGAUGCAAGAACAUUAAUUGAUUAUGCAAGGGUGGAAUGUAAUCAUUACAGGUUUAUAUAUAAUGAAAAUAUAAAUAUAAAAUCAUGUGUAGAAUUAAUAUCUGAAUUAGCAUUAGAUUUUUCUAAUUUAUCCGAUAAUAAAAGAAAAAAAAUUAUGAGUAGACCAUUUGGUGUUGCAUUAUUAAUAGGAGGGGUUGAUAAAAAUGGUCCUUGUCUAUGGUAUACUGAACCUUCAGGAACAAACACCCGAUUUUUAGCUGCAUCUAUUGGAUCGGCACAAGAAGGUGCAGAACUAUUACUACAAGAAAAUUAUAAUAAAAACAUGACUUUUGAAGAAGCAGAGAUUCUAGCACUUACUGUUUUAAGACAAGUAAUGGAGGAUAAAUUAUCAUCUUCAAAUGUUGAAAUUGCGGCUGUUAAGAAAUCUGAUCAAACAUUUUAUAAGUACAGCACUCAAGAUAUCUCGAGAAUCAUUGACGUCUUACCAUCACCAAUAUAUCCAACCAUUGAUAUGACAACAUAG